AUGACGAGUUGCUCUCUGGGUACGAAUUUCCAUGGCUCGUUUGGAGAAGUCUCGGCUUUCGGACAGGUGACUUGUGUCGAGUGUUGUGACGGAGAUAUGUGCAACAACCAGGGUUGUGGGGACACCGGACCACCCCCGCGGGAAUCUCGUGGACCAUACUGCUACCAGUGCCAACAUAUGCCAGACCCAAGUUACUGUGAAAAACUUACCAUCUGUGACAGCAAUGAAGUUUGCAGUAUUGAUGAAACAGUUUCAUUUGGUCAUCAGUUCUCAAGCGGAUGCAGACGAAAAGGAGAGUGUUUACACGAAGGGCUUUUGGUGGGCAGGGACAUCCAUAACCUUUUGGUGGGCAGGGACAUCCAUAACCUUUGUCACAAAUGUUGUUCAGUUGACUUCUGUAACCAAGAUUGCACAGAGGAAAAAUCUUGGAGCGCCUGGGGUCCAUGGGGGUCAUGUUCAGCUACGUGUGGCAGCCAUGGUCAUCAAAUCCGGAAUCGAUCUUGUACAGAUAUCACAGGCACAAUGGGAUUACAAGGCUGCGAAGGUGAUUCGAUGGAGGAACGCAACUGCUCGGAUGGAAUAUGUCAAAGUUGUCGUGAACUGUACAACAAUGGAAAACGCGAUUCAGGUGUGUACACCAUAGCCCCGGUCGGACACCGACCCUUUGACGUCGUCUGCAACAUGACGGACGGAGGAGGAUGGACAGUUCUUCAACACCGAUUUCCAAACGGCUCUCUUAGCUUUAACCGGAACUGGACAGACUACGCCAAUGGUUUCGGUGAUCUACAUGGCGAUUUCUGGCUUGGAUUGGAAUACAUUCACGUGCUGACGUCAGGUGGUGUCCACGUCAUCAUAGAUAUGAUAAAAAAGGGAGGGGAAUUAACAAGGUUAAGUUACGAUUACUUUGAGGUGAAAGACGCCAUUAUUGCCAGACAUCAUAGCAAAGACCUUCCCGAUACAAAACGGUUUGCUGUGAUUCACCUGUUAAAGGCCUUACAUUUACUAGGGACACCUUAA
This is a messenger RNA of Pecten maximus, 1017 nucleotides long. RefSeq names its product SCO-spondin-like. The coding region runs from base 1 to 1017 and encodes 338 amino acids. The record is from RefSeq and is a predicted model, not a curated record. The transcript has 8 exons. Lineage: Eukaryota; Metazoa; Mollusca; Bivalvia; Pectinida; Pectinidae.